UCCUCGCGUGUGUGUGCGUGCGCACCGCUCCUCCGAUUAGGCGCCCCACCCCCCCCGAGUCUGGAGCAGCAAAGCGGCGGAGCUUCACUGGCUCUCCUCGGUGCGGGAUAUACAGCAGCGGAGAGCGGCAUGGACACGGAAGGGAGCCCGAGCAGCCUGUCGUCCGGCACGGACAACUCCCCCCACGACCCAUGCAAAAUGUUCAUCGGGGGUCUGAGUUGGCAGACGACGCAAGAGGGCUUGAAGGACUACUUCUGCAAAUUUGGCGAGGUGAAGGAGUGCCUGGUGAUGCGAGAUCCCAUCACCAAGAGGUCGAGGGGGUUCGGGUUUGUCACGUACGCGGACCAGGCCGGCGUGGAGAAAGUUUUGGCCCAAAACAGACACGAGCUGGACUCAAAAACGAUCGACCCCAAAGUGGCUUUCCCUCGCCGGGCUCAGCCGAAGUUGGUGACUCGGACUAAGAAGAUCUUUGUUGGAGGACUCUCAGUCAACACGACCGUAGAAGAUGUGAAGCAAUACUUUGACCAGUUCGGAAAGGUCGAUGACGCCAUGCUUAUGUUUGACAAAACAACCAACAGACACAGAGGUUUUGGUUUCGUCACCUUUGAGAACGAAGAUGUGGUGGAGAAAGUGUGUGAGAUCCACUUCCAUGAGAUCAACAACAAAAUGGUGGAGUGUAAGAAAGCGCAGCCCAAAGAGGUGAUGACCCCUACAAGUUCAGCCCGAGGUCGAUCCAGAGUGAUGCCCUAUGGGAUGGACGCGUUCAUGUUGGGUAUCGGUAUGCUUGGCUACCCAGGUUUCCAGACUACCACCUACACCAGCCGCAGUUACUCUGGAAUCGCGCCUGGCUACGCCUACCAGUUCCCAGAAUUCCAUUUAGAGAGGACCCCCCUCCUGGCAUCUUCCCACCCCGCUGAGCUGGCAGCCAUUCCCUUGACUGCGUAUGGACCAAUGGCAGCAGCGGCAGCAGCAGUUGUUCGAGGCUCCGCCCCUUCCCGCACAGGCUUCCUGAGCACCAGCAGCCCUGGACCAAUGGCUGACUUGUACGCAGCAGCCAAUCAGGACUCAGUCGGCAGCUACAUCAGCGCGGCUAGCCCCGCCCCCAACACAGGGUUCGGCCACAGUCUCGGGGGUCCUCUGAUCGCCACGGCGUUCACUAAUGGCUACCACUGAGCUGACUCGGGUGACCUGAGGGCUUCUCUUCUGCUGACGAGCCAAUCAAAUGCUGAGUGCUGUGACGGCACAACCUGAUUGGCCGGCUGCAGGCUCUGCCUGUGGCUCCGCUCACCGACUGAAUAUCUUUUUAAAAACUCUUUUUGCUGUACUAAUCUCAUCAUAAUCUCCCCGUGUGUUGUCCUGAUCUACGUUAGACCCUCAGAUCUACGUUAGACCCUCAGAUCUACGUUAGACCCUCAGAUCUACGUUAGACCCUCAGAUCUACGUUAGACCCUCAGAUCUACGUUAGACCCUCAGAUCUACGUUAGACCCUCAGAUCUACGUUAGACCCUCAGAUCUACGUUAGACCCUCAGAUGCGUUAUUUUCUUUGGAAACGGAGAAAAGAGAAAAAAAAGGGUCUGAAAUUACCGUUGUCAUUUUUGACAAAAGCCGAAGAAGACUAUUUUUUCUAAAGUUAUUCUCUCUCACUCUUCUAUUGUUGCAACUCCCAUUCUGACCACAACAACAAAAACGGGCAUGAUUUUCUUUUCUUUCUUUUUUUUGUGCAAAGCCUUUUAACUCCAAUGAACAAAUCCAACUAAGUCAUUUUUCUAAGCAUCACGGAAACAGGAAACAAACAAAAAAAUGUAUAUUUUGAUAGUCUUUAAAACGAAACCUUUGUAAUAUUGUUAUUAAUAUUGACAUCAUUAUGAUCAUCUGUGAGGUAUUUUAUUCUGUCAUUGGUUUUAAAAGCAAUGUUUUGAUGUCUUCCUGUAAGAUAUUGUACAUAAACAUGGGGAGGCGGGACUACUGGACCAGCCGGCAUGUCAUUGGCUGCUUCUGGGAGGGGAGGGUCACCUUCUAUUUCACUGGAAGUCAUACACACCUGCUCAUACACACCUGCUCAUACACACCUGCUCAUACACACCUGAUCAUACACACCUGAUCAUACACACCUGCUCAUACACACAUGCUCAUACACACCUGCUCAUACACACCUGCUCAUACACACCUGCUCAUACACACCUGAUCAUACACACCUGCUCAUACACACCUGAUCAUACACACCUGCUCAUACACACCUGCUCAUACACACCUGUUCAUACACACCCGCUCAUACACACCCGCUCAUACACACCUGUUCAUACACACCUGAUCAUACACACCUGAUCAUACACACCCGCUCAUACACACCCGCUCAUACACACCUGCUCAUACACAUCUGCUCAUACACACAUUACACCUGUUCAUACACACCUGCUCAUACACGCUUGAUCAUGCACACCUGAUCAUACACACAUUACACCUGAUCAUACACACCUGUUCAUACACACCUGUUCAUACACACCUGAUCAUACACACCUGCUCAUACACACCUGCUCAUACACACCUGUUCAUACACACCUGAUCAUACACACCUGAUCAUACACACCCGCCCAUACACACCCGCUCAUACACACCCGCUCAUACACACCUGUUCAUACACACCUGAUCAUACACACCUGAUCAUACACACCCGCUCAUACACACCCGCUCAUACACACCUGCUCAUACACAUCUGCUCAUACACACAUUACACCUGUUCAUACACACCUGCUCAUACACGCUUGAUCAUGCACACCUGAUCAUACACACAUUACACCUGAUCAUACACACCUGUUCAUACACACCUGCUCAUACACACAUUACACCUGCUCAUACACACCUGCUCAUACACAUAUUACACCUGUUGAUAUAUCACCUGCUCAUACACACCUGUUCAUACACACCUGUUCAUACACAUCUGCUCAUACACACAUUACACCUGUUCAUACACACCUGCUCAUACAUACAUUACACCUGUUCAUACACACCUGCUCAUACACACAUUACACCUGUUCAUACACACCUGCUCAUACACACCCGCUCAUACACACCCGCUCAUACACACCUGAUCAUACACACCUGCUCAUACACAUCUGCUCAUACACACAUUACACCUGUUCAUACACACCUGCUCAUACACACAUUACACCUGUUCAUACACACCUGCUCAUACACACAUUACACCUGUUCAUACACACAUUAAACCUGUUCAUACACACAUUACACCUGCUCAUACACACCUGCUCAUACACACAUUACACCUGCUCAUACACACCUGCUCAUACACACAUUACACCUGCUCAUACACGCUUGAUCAUGCACACCUGAUCAUACACACAUUACACCUGAUCAUACACACAUUACACCUGAUCAUACACACCUGCUCAUACACACAUUACACCUGCUCAUACACAUAUUACACCUGUUGAUAUAUCACCUGCUCAUACACACCUGUUCAUACACAUCUGCUCAUACACACAUUACACCUGUUCAUACACACCUGCUCAUACAUACAUUACACCUGUUCAUACACACCUGCUCAUACACACAUUACACCUGUUCAUACACACCUGCUCAUACACACCCGCUCAUACACACCCGCUCAUACACACCUGAUCAUACACACCUGCUCAUACACAUCUGCUCAUACACACAUUACACCUGUUCAUACACACCUGCUCAUACAUACAUUACACCUGUUCAUACACACCUGCUCAUACACACAUUACACCUGUUCAUACACACCUGCUCAUACACACAUUACACCUGUUCAUACACACCUG
Messenger RNA from Entelurus aequoreus (snake pipefish), 3804 nucleotides. RefSeq names its product RNA-binding protein Musashi homolog 1-like. Gene Ontology annotation, molecular function: RNA binding. Gene Ontology annotation, cellular component: cytoplasm. The coding region runs from base 130 to 1173 and encodes 347 amino acids. NCBI's taxonomy places the organism in Eukaryota, Metazoa, Chordata, Actinopteri, Syngnathiformes, Syngnathidae. The record is from RefSeq and is a predicted model, not a curated record. The transcript is spliced from 14 exons.